GGGUCUGUAUUCACGAGCAGUAGGAUUGGGAUUGGUGGAUAGGCUGAUGCUGUCGUCCAUCCCCACCAAUGGCACGGUACCAGCCGAUCGUGGUUUUGGUCUCGACUAUUGUACCUGUUUCGCAGAAUGUUGAACUGUCAGUGUCAGCGGCGGUCAGAACAUGGCUGACACUGUGCCAAACAGUAACAGUCAACGGUAUCAUAACAAUAUGAGGGUGUCGAACGGUCCGCGGGUCGUGACCAUCAACAAGACGGACACGGGGUUCGGCUUCAAUGUGCGGGGUCAGGUCAGUGAAGGUGGCCAACUGAGGAGCAUCAACGGAGAACUGUACGCCCCCCUGCAGCAUGUCAGCGCAGUCCUGGAUCGGGGGGCCGCCGAGCUGGCCGGCAUCCGCAAAGGGGACCGCAUCCUGGAGGUCAACGGAGUGAACGUCGAGGGGUCAACUCACAAACAGGUCGUGGAUCUAAUAAAAUCCGGCGGCGAUGUCCUCACGCUGACUGUUAUUUCCGUAACGCAACAGGAGGCCGAGCGGCUGGAACCAACAGAGGAAGGGCAGGGCUACUCGUACAUAGAUUACAGCGAGAAGCGUUCCCUGCCGAUCUCCAUACCGGAUUACAAUUACAAUGAGCGAGGCGGUGAACGGUAUGUCGCCUUCAACAUCUACAUGGCCGGAAGACACCUAUGUUCGAGGAGGUACAGCGAAUUCGCGAAGCUCCACAACGACCUCAAAAAGGAAUUCACAGGGUUUACGUUUCCUAAGUUGCCUGGUAAAUGGCCAUUCCACUUGAGCGAGCAGCAGUUGGACGCGCGACGUCGUGGCUUGGAGCAGUAUUUGGAGAGGGUGUGCGCUGUCCGCGUGAUCGCCGAAUCUGAGGCUAUGCAAGAGUUCCUCACCGACCAAGACGACGAGUCGAACAGCAAUCCUGUGGAUCUGAAGGUGCUUCUGCCGGAUCGGGACGUGGUCACGGUAUCGGUGAAGAAGAGCGCCAACGCGGAUGAGGUUUACGCAACGGUCGUUCGCAAGAUAGGCAUGAACAAAACGACGGCACGGUACUUCUACCUGUUCGAAAUCGUCGAGUACAAUUUCGAGCGCAAGUUGCAACCCACAGAGUACCCUCACAAUUUGUACAUACAGAACUACAGCACUGCGACGAGCACGUGCCUCUGCAUACGCAAGUGGUUGUUCUCGUUGUCCAAAGAGCUGACCAUGAUGUCCGAUCCUCAGGCCACCGCUUAUUUGUUCUGGCAAGCAGUCGAUGAGGUGAACCGAGGAUGCAUCCACGCCGGAGAGAGACUGUAUCAGUUGAAGGCGCAGCAGGAUCAGACCCGCGCCGCGGAUUACCUGAGUUUGGCGCGAGAACUUUCCGGAUACGGAGACGUCGUGUUUCCACAUUGUUCUUGCGAUUCUCGGAAGGACGGUCAUGUGGUUUUGGGCGUCGGCAGCGGCGGAUUGAAAUUGCACGCGUGCAGCGAAGAUGGUACCUUGGAGAGUCAAGUCGUGGAGUUGUCCUGGGACUCGGUGGCCCAGUGGGAGGCGGACGACGAGGCCAUGGCUUUCUGCCUCAAAUACAAUAGACAGGAGAAGGCGCCCAGAUGGGUGAAGAUCUUCACGCCAUACUAUUUAUAUCUCCUGGAUUGCUUCGAGAGGAUAAUGGAGGAAAGCAAGUGGGUGGACACCGGUGAACGUAUGGGCCCGACUUCCAUAAACGAAAUUUAAAAGAACGUUCCAUCCAGCAGAGGCAGCACGUUUGCAUUUAAUUAUCAAGAAAGGAAAGCAUUAAUGAAGACUAUAUUACUAAGUAUAGAAGCGGCAGAAGACUAUUAAAAACAAAUACAGUUUCCAUCCUCAAAUACACAAACACUUUUGACUAUCUCCGCGAAUGCCCAUCUCGGCAGUCGGUUAAAACUACUUGUUUUAAAAGUAGCUUAAGUACAUUUUCCUACGUUAUUGAUUAGUGCAAUGAUCAUAAAAAAAUGUAUUUAUUUUAUUUCUAUUUGUCUUUAUUACGGUGUAGUAAAAUACGAUUACUUUGAUGAACUUUAUGGUGGACUUUCUUGUGAUAGGCGAAUGAUGGUUUUUUCUUAUUGGACGUAAUUGGUUUGUGGCAUGCGGAGGAGGAGCGUUCUCAUCCAGCGGGCUGGAUUAUUGCUAGAAUUACGAUUGGCUAUUGUGGACACUUUUGAUGCUUUUCGUGUGCGUUGCGAAACGAUGUUUAUAAGAUAAUGAAAGAACGAUGAUGAUGAAGAAGAAAGAGGAUUGCGUUUAGAACACUGCCAGGGCGGUGCGUGAUAAUUCCCUCCCCCAAAAGACGAAGAACGAGACACAGCUGAACAUCAUAAUAACUACUACAACUACAUACAUUUAUAAUAAAAAAAAAUAAACAAAAAUAAAACAAACAAUAUUAAGAAGAAGAAAAGGAGGGAGAGACGAAGAGUAAAUAAACAUAUACAUAUCUGCGAGGAAAUAAUAGUUAUUAAUGUAAGCAUUUCGGUUUUUCUCCCUUCCUCUUUCUCUAAAUAAAUAAAUAAAUAUAUAUAAUAAGUAUAUAUCACACUCACUCAAUCUUUAAUUAAUU
This is a messenger RNA of Nicrophorus vespilloides, 2576 nucleotides long. It is a transcript of the gene Snx27, whose product is annotated as sorting nexin-27. Lineage: Eukaryota; Metazoa; Arthropoda; Insecta; Coleoptera; Silphidae. The record is from RefSeq and is a predicted model, not a curated record. Gene Ontology annotation, molecular function: phosphatidylinositol-3-phosphate binding; protein binding. The transcript is spliced from 7 exons. The coding region runs from base 161 to 1717 and encodes 518 amino acids. Gene Ontology annotation, cellular component: early endosome. Gene Ontology annotation, biological process: intracellular protein transport; signal transduction.